AUGAAUAAUAAAAAAAAUAUGGCAAUUGAUUUUCAAGACAAUAUGAUACUGCUAACGAGGAAAUAUUUAAAACGUAAGAUAAUGUGCCCUGAAACAAAGUUCAGACAUCAUGUUAAAGAAAGACUGCAUAUAUUGGAACUGUUAAAAAGAACAGUAGAAAUGGGUGAAAGUAAUUCUGCUUUGUUAAUUGGACCUAGGGGUAGUGGAAAAACAACAUUAAUAAACAGUGUUUUAAAAGAAUUGUCAUCUAUGAAAAAUUUCAAAGAUAAUACAUUGAUAGUGAAUCUUCAUGGUCUUGUUCAUACUGAUGAUCGUUUGGCUCUAAAGGAUGCCACUCGUCAGAUGCAACUAGAAAAUGUGGUUGGUGAUAAAGUGUUUGGUACAUUUGCAGAAAAUUUAACUUUCCUCCUUGAAUGUCUAAAGUCUGGUGACAAGAAGCAUUCGAAACCAGUUAUUUUUAUAUUAGAUGAAUUUGACUUGUUUUGUGAACACCACAAUCAGACUCUGUUGUAUAAUUUGUUUGACAUUGCUCAGUCUGCACAAGCACCGAUAUGUGUAAUAGGAAUGACUUGUAGAUUGGAUGUUAUAGAACUUUUAGAAAAAAGAGUUAAAUCAAGAUUUUCUCAUAGGCAAAUAUUUCUGUUUCCUGGGGAUACAUCAUCCUCAGAACAACCAACAUCUGCCUUUAAUGAUCGCUUAGAACUUUUCCAACAUCUACUUAGUCUUCCUGAUGAUGAGAAUGUAAAUAGGAUAGAACAGCAAUAUGAUGACUGUACAAUAGAUCCACAGUUUGGAUCUGUGUGGAAUGAUUAUAUUAAAACAUUAGUUAGCAAUGCCACUAUGAUAAAUUUGUUAAAAAGAAUGUAUCAAAUUGAUAUAAGUGAAAGAAGCUUUAGAAAUUUCUUAGCAGUUGUUGUUUCUACAUUAUCAGAGAAGCAUCAGAGAUUAGAGGUCUCUGAUUUUGUAGAAGCAAGUAAAAUGUUUUCUCAAGAUGAUAAAGUAAUAAUGCUUGAGGGAUUGUCCGUAUUAGAAAUGUGUUUAAUAAUAGCAAUGAAACAUGAAACAGACAUUUAUGAAGGGGAGCCGUUUAAUUUUGAUGCAAUUUACGAUCGUUAUAUUAAAUUUGCUAAUCAAAAUUCUUCUAUACAAACUGUUCAGAAGCCUGUUAUCAUGAAGGCAUUUGAACACAUUAAGAAUUUGGAGUUCUUAUUACCAGCAAGUGGUACAAAUUCAACAGUUGAGAAAGAGUAUCAAUAUUAUAAAUUUUUACUCACAUCACAGCAAGUCAUGGAAGCUGUGAAAAAUUAUUCUGGAUUGCCCACAGAAAUCUCUCAAUGGGCUUUGACUAACAUGGAAUAA
This is a messenger RNA of Habropoda laboriosa, 1359 nucleotides long. It is a transcript of the gene Orc4, whose product is annotated as origin recognition complex subunit 4. Gene Ontology annotation, biological process: DNA replication; DNA replication initiation. The coding region runs from base 1 to 1359 and encodes 452 amino acids. The record is from RefSeq and is a predicted model, not a curated record. The transcript has 5 exons. Gene Ontology annotation, molecular function: DNA replication origin binding; ATP binding; ATP hydrolysis activity. Lineage: Eukaryota; Metazoa; Arthropoda; Insecta; Hymenoptera; Apidae. Gene Ontology annotation, cellular component: nuclear origin of replication recognition complex; nucleus.